Acanthamoeba castellanii str. Neff is the source of this 534-nucleotide messenger RNA. RefSeq lists its product as uncharacterized. Bases 1 to 534 code for a protein of 177 amino acids. NCBI's taxonomy places the organism in Eukaryota, Discosea, Longamoebia, Acanthamoebidae. The record is from RefSeq and is a predicted model, not a curated record. Gene Ontology annotation, biological process: DNA alkylation repair; DNA repair. Gene Ontology annotation, molecular function: dioxygenase activity. The transcript is spliced from 6 exons. Gene Ontology annotation, cellular component: nucleus.
AUGAGCCAUCUGUACCACUCACAACGCCGCGAAGAGUGUGCACGAGUGCGGUACAGCUACACCAACAUCACACGAGAGGGCAAGGGCUGGCCGCCAUUCCUCGCCGAUCUGAAGCUCAAGGUCGAAGGCGUGGCGCAGCAGAAGUUUAACUUUGUAUUCUGCAACCUCUACAGCAACGAAAACGAGUACAUCGGCUGGCACCAGGAUAAAGAGGAGGCCAUCGUGAAGCACUCGGCCAUUGCCACGGUAUCGCUCGGGGCCACUCGCCGCUUCUGCCUGCGGCACGACAAGACAAAGCGCUUAGUUCUUUUGGAAGAGGGCAGCCUGCUCCUGAUGAAGGGCAACACACAGGAGCGAUACCGCCACUCAGUGCCGCGAUCCCCCGGACCAGCUCAGCUCGCGAUCGUGACCCUUAGCCUCGACCUGCAAUGCAACAAAGGUCGCGGCGUGUCCCUUGGCACCAUCAACCGAGAGUGGUUGCCUAAUCUCGAGCUUCGAAGUUGCGCCGAGUUGGCAUUCAAAGUCAAGAGGUAG